Molecule: messenger RNA, 1294 nt
Organism: Paralichthys olivaceus (Japanese flounder)
Lineage: Eukaryota; Metazoa; Chordata; Actinopteri; Pleuronectiformes; Paralichthyidae
Product: echinoderm microtubule-associated protein-like 1
Source: RefSeq, a predicted model, not a curated record
GAGUUUGUCAGGGGCCAUGGCGGCGGGCACGGUGGCGGAGGGGGACGCACUCAUGGAGGAGCUGGUGGACCAGGGCCUGGGGAUGGAGGAGACGGUGCACGGCCUGCUGAGGAGGCCCUCGCUGAAGGAGAGCUACCACAGCGACUCACUGCUGGCGCCAGACACCGACUUCAUGACAGAUGACCGCAGCUCAGCAGCCAGUGGUCUGGAUGUGGCUGACCGACUGACCUACCUGGAGCAGAGGAUGCAGAUGCAGGAAGAUGAGAUCCAGUUGUUGAAGAUGGCUCUGGCUGACGUCCUCAAGAGGCUCAACAUCUCUGAGGAGCACCAGGCCGCUGCUGCCGCCGCCAAUGCUGGCCGGAGGGUGCCAGGUGGAAAAGCCAGGCCAGUCUCUCUGGCUCUGCCCUCCAGGCCCCCCAUGGUCUCCACGAGUUCUGCCUUCCUGAAGAAGAGCUCCACGCUGCCCUCCAGCUCCACAGCCAGGAACUACAGCCCCACACCACCUCGCAGUGGUGUGAAGAGCCCACCAGGGAGUGUGAAGGACAGUCCAUGUAAGACUACCAAAUCACGGCCCACGUCUGCAGCUUCCUCAUGUAAAAAAGAAGGCAGCAGCAAGUCUAAGGAGGCUGCAGUAAGUGCAGGAACAAGACGUGUGACACACUGCAAAGUGACUAUGCAGAUCUAUCUGAGCCCCCAAGCAAGAAAGACUGGAUCUUCUGAGACCACCAAGUCGGCGCCCGUGGUGCCUGCCGGCAGCGGGCCCUCGGUGGUGCCUGGCAACCCCCAGAUGAGGGGAGGCAGCAAGACGGAGAAGAGGAGGUCGACCCCGUCCUUGACCCUGAACCUGCAGAAGACUACGACCAGCCAGAGCACGCACCAGGACACGUCCAGCUACAAGAGCCCCCUCAAGUCACCCAGCCAGUACUUUCAGAUUUGUUACUGAGGAGAGAGGAUAGAGAUAGAAUUAGUCCAACUUUGUCAUGAAGUUUCCCCAUAAUCAUUCUGAACAGAAACUGCAAGUAAAGACUUCAUUACAAUGUUGGAAAAACUAAACAAAAUUCAAACUGGUAAUAAUAACAAUUGGAGAUCUACAGUACAGCAUCAACACAUUCACAUUAACAAGUCAAAUUAGUUAAAUGAGUCACUACAGGGUUUUAUGGCAUUAAUAUAUAUCUGAAUAUUCAUUUUUUCAUGAUAGUGUGAAAGUACCACUGUUUAGUUUCUGUUUCCCACAUGUUAGCUCCUGCAUCUUGUUUCAGUGUUUCUGUGUUCAAGUCUUCACUUUGUCUGACUG